Messenger RNA from Oryzias latipes (Japanese medaka), 2097 nucleotides. RefSeq names its product protein-serine O-palmitoleoyltransferase porcupine. NCBI's taxonomy places the organism in Eukaryota, Metazoa, Chordata, Actinopteri, Beloniformes, Adrianichthyidae. Gene Ontology annotation, cellular component: endoplasmic reticulum; membrane. Gene Ontology annotation, biological process: protein palmitoylation; Wnt protein secretion; lipid modification. Gene Ontology annotation, molecular function: palmitoleoyltransferase activity; Wnt-protein binding. The record is from RefSeq and is a predicted model, not a curated record.
ACAAGGCGGCACUAAAGCGUCACGUGACUUUGCUGUUAGUGGAAAGAAAUCCGAGGAACCGUGGAAAGGUUGUUUUCCCCGUUUAAAGUCUUGCUUUAGGUGGACUGGUUCUAAGGUUCUCCGAGGAAUGUGGAACAACAAUAACUAGUCUUCAUCUGUGGGGGCAGCGUUGCCUGUCGAUGAUCCAGCAGAGAAGAAGAAGAAAGGAUCGAGGGAAAAGAAAGCAGCGGCUCCUCUGUUGAUUCUGCUCCUCCGGCUCAGGAUGGACCUGUCCAGCAGGCUGCAGGUAUGGCAGCAGCUGGCCCAGACCUGCGGCCUCAGCAGCAUUGAACAAAGCCUUCAGCAGCUUUGGAUGCUGCUGCUCCUCUGCCUCCUGUGCAGAGUCUGCUUCAGACUGGGACUUGUGCUGACUGUGAAGCAUGCAGUGUCUGCACUGACGGGGAUGAUGGGGCUGUUCCUGUUCUUCGAGCUCCAGAUGCUGUGGGUGCUGUCGCUCAGCGGGCUCUGUUAUGUCAUCCUGCUGCUCUGCAGGCACACCAGCAGCAGAGGACUCUUUCUCUCUGCUGUCAUCCUCAUCUACCUUCUGUUUGGAGAGCUGCACUUAAUCGAUGCAGUGACUUGGCACAGGAUUAGAGGUUCUCAGAUGGUGGUGGCCAUGAAGGCCAUCUCAUUGGCCUUUGAUUUGGACAGAGGAGCGGUGUGCAGCCUUCCCUCCCCAGCCCAGUUUCUAGGCUAUCUCCUGUUUGUGGGCACUGCUGUCUUCGGCCCAUGGAUCAGUUUCUCCGCCUACAAGAGAGCGGUUGAUGGUGUUGAGCUGAGCUGGUCAUGGCUGCUCAGCUCAUCCCUCAGCCUCCUGAAGAGUCACAUUUGUCUGCUAGUGUGCACCUGCAUCGCCCCCUACCUGUUCCCCCUGUUUGUCCCAAUAUAUGGAAACUCACUCACGCAAAGGUGGCUGCGUGCUUAUGAGAACGCAGUGUCCUUCCACUUCAGUAACUACUACGUGGGUCACCUCAGUGAGGGCACCAGCAUGUUGGCUGGAGCUUGCUUCACUGAAGAGAAGGAGCACAUCUGCUGGGACAUGAGCGUGGUGAAGCCCCUGCAAGUGGAAAUACCCCGGUCAAUGGUGUUGGUCGUGACGUCUUGGAACAUCCCAAUGUCCCGAUGGCUGAAAAGUUAUGUCUUCAAGAAUGCCAUGAAGCUGGGAACUUUUCCUGCCAUCCUGGUGACCUACACAGCCAGCGCUCUGUUGCAUGGCCUGAGCUUCCACCUUGGAGCUGUCCUGCUCUCACUGGGAUUCAUCACCUAUGUGGAGCACGUCCUGAGGAAGAGGCUUGCGUACAUCUUCAAUGCAUGCAUCCUGUCCAGACCCUGUCCCUCCGACUGCAGCCACCAACACAAGAAGAAUUAUUGGGUGAUGUUGUUGAACCUGGUCUUCAGCUUUCUAACCAUCUUCCAUCUCACCUACUUGGGUUCCAUGUUUGAUCCUGGCACUGAUGAACAGGAAGUGGAAGAGGGGUAUGCAGCCAUUCACACCAUCCAAAGGUGGUCCGAGCUGAACUGGGCCAGUCAUUGGAUUGUGUUUGCUUGUUGGAUCUUCUACCGUUUGAUUCUGUGACUGAGUCACAGCGUCUGGGAAAGAAAACCAACGCCAAGCUGUGGAGGGCCUGGAUGACCACCCCUGACAUGGAAAGUGUUACACAUGUCCCCUGACAUGCUUGAGCCACUGCCACAGAGCUGACGGGGAGCUCACGUGAAUGUGAAGCAGUGAAGACCCUCCUUUGACUUUUGUGGGAUCUGAUUCUAGCUGGACUCGCAAAUUAGCUGAAUUUGAAAUGAUGAAUAACAGAGGAGAGAUAAUGCAUCUGUGUGGACAGAAUGUGGAGGGAAACACUUCUAUCUGUCUGGAGAUGGACACAUUUACUGUUGUCAUAUGGUGUUAUUUUUAUACUGCAGUUUUUUGUAUUUUUGUUUGCAGAAAUGUUUUUAGCUAGUCAUUGUACUGAACUUUAUACACUCACAUAAUGGUCCAGACUGUUACAUUUGCUGUUGUUGUUAUUGGAAUGAGUUAUACAUUAAAUAUUUGUACUGAUGGAAACA